Molecule: messenger RNA, 855 nt
Organism: Hippopotamus amphibius kiboko
Lineage: Eukaryota; Metazoa; Chordata; Mammalia; Artiodactyla; Hippopotamidae
Product: rhox homeobox family member 1-like
Exons: 4
Coding region: 1-855 (284 amino acids)
Biological process (GO): regulation of transcription by RNA polymerase II
Molecular function (GO): RNA polymerase II transcription regulatory region sequence-specific DNA binding; DNA-binding transcription factor activity, RNA polymerase II-specific
Source: RefSeq, a predicted model, not a curated record
AUGGAGCCUCCGCCUCGGAGCAGCCACGAUGCCCAUGGCCAUGCUGACGCGGAUGCCGCCGCGGAUGCCGCCAUCACCGGCUUGCUCAGGCUGGGCAUCUGUGAAGAGCGAGAAGAAGCCCAUGAGGUGAAGCCCGCGGAGAUCUCGCUUCCCGGAGAGGGGGGAGAGGAGCAGAAGGCUCAGUCCGAACCUGAGCAGGGAGCAGCCGCGGAAGGGAAAGAGGCGGGAGACCAAGGAGGAGAAGGAGAAGAAGGCAGAGAUGUCCCCGCGGGAGCCGCCGGCCCCAAGGACGGCGAAAGCCAGGAGACCGAGGCGGAGGCUGAGGCGGAGGCUGAGGCGGAGGCCGAGGCGGAGGCCAGCGGCGACGGCGGGGAGCAGGGCGGGGAGGAGCAGCCCCCGCGGGCCGCCGUGGAGGGUCCCGAGGCCGCAGUGGGGCAGCGGCGAAUCCCCCGCGCCAGGUUCAUGCAGGUGCAGGUGCAGGAGCUGGAGGGCGUUUUCCAGCGCACUCAGUACCCCAGCUGGCCCAUGCGACAGGAGCUUGCAAGGCGCAUGGGUGUGACUGAGGCCAGAGUGCAGGUUUGGUUUAAGAAUAGAAGGGCCAAAUGGCGGAGACAUCAGAGGGCAUUUGGGUUCAGGACCGAGCCCCCCAUGCUCCUGGUCCCCCCUGUCGCCAUCGGCUUUCGUGGACCCUGCAGUGCCAUCCUGAUUCAGGAACUGGAUUGCAUCUGGGUUUUUCUGGACCCACUGCCGCUGGGGCAGUCCCCGGGGCCGUCACUGGGGAUGCUCCUGCCGCCCUUACCUCCUCUGCUCUUGCCUCCUCUGCCCAGGCAUCUUCCACCUUUGCUUCGCUGUUGA